GCCUUGCGUGGCGUGGCGUUGCGUUCGCGCGAGUUGGAAUCGCAGCCUCCUAAACGAUGGCAGAUGAUUUGGACUUCGAGACGGGCGAUGCCGGGGCCUCCGCCACCUUCCCGAUGCAGUGCUCGGCAUUGCGCAAGAACGGCUUUGUGGUGCUCAAAGGCCGGCCAUGCAAGAUCGUGGAGAUGUCCACCUCCAAGACCGGCAAGCAUGGCCACGCCAAGGUCCACCUGGUUGGUAUUGACAUCUUUACUGGGAAGAAAUACGAAGAUAUCUGCCCGUCAACUCAUAAUAUGGAUGUCCCCAACAUCAAAAGGAAUGAUUUCCAGCUGAUUGGCAUCCAGGAUGGGUAUCUAUCACUGCUUCAGGACAGUGGGGAAGUGCGAGAGGACCUGCGCCUGCCCGAGGGAGACCUUGGCAAGGAAAUUGAGCAGAAGUAUGACUGUGGAGAAGAGAUCCUGAUCACGGUGCUGUCUGCCAUGACAGAGGAGGCAGCUGUUGCAAUCAAAGCUAUGGCAAAGUAACUGGCUCCCAGGGUGGCGGUGGUGGCAGCAGUGAUCCUCGAGCCUGCAGAGGCCCCCUCCCCCAGCCUGGCCCAGCUCUGGCCCGGCCUUUGGCUGGACUCCUACACAAUUUAUUAGACGUUUUAUUUUGGUUUCCCCCA
Molecule: messenger RNA, 661 nt
Organism: Suncus etruscus (white-toothed pygmy shrew)
Lineage: Eukaryota; Metazoa; Chordata; Mammalia; Eulipotyphla; Soricidae
Gene: EIF5A
Product: eukaryotic translation initiation factor 5A
Exons: 7
Coding region: 57-521 (154 amino acids)
Biological process (GO): positive regulation of translational elongation; positive regulation of translational termination
Molecular function (GO): RNA binding; ribosome binding; translation elongation factor activity
Source: RefSeq, a predicted model, not a curated record